This is a messenger RNA of Mytilus californianus (California mussel), 3869 nucleotides long. RefSeq lists its product as uncharacterized. The record is from RefSeq and is a predicted model, not a curated record. Bases 118 to 3465 code for a protein of 1115 amino acids. The transcript is spliced from 21 exons. NCBI's taxonomy places the organism in Eukaryota, Metazoa, Mollusca, Bivalvia, Mytilida, Mytilidae.
UAUUCUUUAUAAUGGAUUAAAUUUUCUGAAAAUCGUUACAUACUUUCAGAUGCUACAAUGGCAAUCUAUCUUCGGCAAUACCGAUUUCUGUGUGCAGCCUGAACAUGAGCUAUCACCAUGAAAACAAUCAUUAUUUUCAUUUUCAUUUUCGCCGCCUGGAUCAUUGGAACCUUGUCUACUUUUAAUUUGAAAUGUCCACAGUAUGUACAACGAUAUAUUCGAUCACAACAAGUUUGUCCAAAUCAUCCGUUGUAUUAUUCCUGUCUAUGUAAUACUGAAAAUACAACAUGUAGCACUGGAAACGAAGAAAUCAUUCAUGAAUACUGCAACGAUAAGCCUGAAUUCGCUGGGAUUGGACAAAAGUAUGUAUGGUCGGGUGGACUAAGAAAUAUUGAAUGUUCCUCUGAAAGGUUCCAGCCACCUGGAUUUAAUUUGUGGCAGAAUGUAAGCAGUCAGUGUAUUUAUCUAAAAUCAUUCUGUAAUGAAGAAGGCCAAGUAAUUCACAUCAACGGUUCAGCAGAAAAAGACGUUUCUUGUAGAUGUGACCAUACUAAGGGAUAUGACUUUGUGACUAAUAUAACGGACAAAUCUAGCUGCAAACCAUUGGAGAAAGAUUGUUCUUGUUACGUGAAAAAAUGUUUAUCUAACGAAAACUUAUCAAAGGACUACAGUUGCAUUGCUUCAAAUAACAAAAAUACAGUAUCACAAGACCAACAGAUUCCUUCUUCAACCAGGCAACCAAUAGUAGAACCACAAGAUUUGAUGUUCAAUAUAACAGGUUUACAAAGAUACAAUCACGAAUAUCGUACUCACUUAAAAUUUGGACUUACGGUAUUGAUUUGUCUCUUCUUAAUCAUUGGUUGUUAUUUGAUGAUUGUCUGUCUGCUGGGCGAUCUACUUGCAAAGUUUACAGAUACCUCUACAGACUGCAAAAAAAUGGUUUUAAAACCUAAAGGUACUAAACAGACUAGUACCUGUGUUAUUCCAAAAUUAGACGAUAAUGCUGGUAAAUAUAAAGCCAUAUCGGAUGAAGUCUGUUUCGGCAAGGAAGUCAUUUCAAAACGAAGCAGUAUGCAAGCAGAAAGCGAUCCUAAAACCGCCUCUAGUGAUCCGCGUGAACGUGAUAACAGUACCCAGAACAUUCCAUUUCUACAAAAUUCUGACCAUUCUACAGAUACUGGAGUCAUAGGAAAACACACUGUUUUAAUUCAUGAUACUGAACCGUCUGAUAACCUGUCAAAUUGCAACGCCAAUGCUAUCCCUACACAUAAUGAGAAGCGGACUGAAAGCACCUCGACAAAAGACGCCCUUGAAAAGAGUUUUUCAGAUAAGACAAUUUUUGUGGUUGUAUCACCAGUAGAACUAAAUGAAUUUGUCGGUGCUAGUUGUCAAUUCAAUGCAACAAUAUGGUCAACGAAUAGUGAAAUAAAGAAGAUUGAAUGGCUGCACUUUGUCACACCGGAUAAAUCAAUUCCAUGCGAUUUAGCAAAUACGGAAAAGUAUGAUACAGAAGAUCAACAAUCAUUAACCAUUCUCAGUUUGGAACCAGCAGAUACAGGGACAUAUGUUUGCAGAGCUAGUAAUUCUGAGGAAACAAUAGAUAGUGAACAUAUAAAGCUUAAUGUAAAGGAAUAUACACCGAAAAUUUCUAACAGUAUAGGAAAGCGUACGAUUGAUAAUGAAUUAAAAACAACACUGGAAUUUGAACUUGAUGUGCCAGAGCCAGAUGAGAUAUUCCUUCUUUUCAAGAAAAACGACUCAGAAAUUUUUGUACCAGGGGAAGUUGAUAAAAAUCAACAUAUCUUCACAUGUUACUUUCCUAUAUGUUGUUCUGGAAAAUAUGAACUUGUUGUAAAAACUCAUUUCGGUGUAGUGCAUAGGCAGACAAUUGAUUUAAAGAUCCCUUCAGUCGGCAAACAACAUCUGAAAAAAAUGUGGUCGUUUGAUAAUCUUCGAUUGAAUAGUCAAAAAGAUGCAAAGAUAUCAACGGAAAACACAGCGCAGAACAUCGAUAGUACAAAAAAUGUAGACGAAUCGCAAGAAUCAACUACAGAUGAAAAACCAGAAACCACAACAGAGGACAUCGAUAGUACAGAAGAUUUCGCAGAAUCCUAUCAAUUAACCACUGACAUUCAACCAGAAUCAAAAGAGCUGAAUAACGAUUUCUAUACGAGUUUGAAGAAAACCAAUGUUCGGGCUGUCAUUGCGCUAGAUGUUGGCACAACUCAUUCUCGUUAUGCUGUUUUGAUAACAGAAACACUAUCUUGUAAAGAGAAAUGGGAACCUGUCAUCGAAGAUUCAGUGCCGACAGCUGUUUUGUUCAAAGAUAGUUCAAAAAACUAUAUUGCCUGUGGAGACGAAGCAAUGCCAGAAUACAUAUGUGCCAUUGAAAAUGGCGAACGUGAAUCCUAUCUGAUGUUUGAGAAAUUCAAAUUAGAAUUAUACAAACGAAUGGAAAUAACGGCUGAAAUGAAGAUAAAAGAUGGGUACGGAAGGCCAAUGUUGGCAAUAGAUGUGUAUACAGCUGUGAUAAAUGAUCUGAAACAAAGAGCGCUAAUACACACGGAAAGGAAAAAAAUUGAAGAAAUUCACAUUGCUUGGGUUAUGACGGUGCCAGAUGUUUGGAACAAAAAUGCUAAAGACUUUAUUCAACUAACUUGUGAAAGCAGUGGAAUACCCAAAGAACAGUUGAUAAUAGAAGAUGAAUCAAUUGCUAUACUUAAAUAUUUUCAAGAUGUCCAAUAUUUUUGUAAAGAAAAAAUUAUAUCGCAAAAUUUAGAUGACAAGAACUAUCUUCUCAUAGACCUUGGUGGUGGAACAUGUGACAUAACUGGUUAUCACGUGACCGCCGACUGCGAUGUAGGCGUUCCAAUUAAACCUACACAUAUAGCAUGUGGUGUCGAUAUAGCAUGUAAUGCAAUUUUGGAACGCAUUUCGUCUAUGAUAGGAGACCGAGCUAUGGAUUGUAUGAAAGAAGAAGAAACAUCAAGCUUCUUACAAUUGAAAGAAGCAUGUUUACAGUUAUGCAAGACAUCAGAAUAUACAUUAAAACUAAAUGUACCAAUCCACAUUUUUGACAAACUGUGUACACGUUUUCGUUUGAUGUCAUUUGAGGAAACUGUUGAUGAUUUCGGAAAAACUCUAUCUUGUGGAAACUCGAAACAUAUUGAUAUUGAUUUUAAACUAUCCGGGGACAAACUAAUUGUACGGAAAGGACUCAUUGAUGACUCACUCAAGGUGGUAAUAGGAACUGUAAUAAGUGAAAUCAUGCAUAUCUUAAAGACACAAAAGGCACAAGACAUUCAGCAGUUUUUCAUAGUUGGGGGAUUCUCAUCUCUAUUAAUUGUUCAAAAUGAAAUUCAGGAGGCUUUCAAAGAGAAAUCUGUCUUAUUUGCUAACGACAAAGUCUACUCAUCUGUUAAAGGUGCAUUCUUAUGUAGAUGUAACAAGAUAAGAAUGGAAUAGUAAAUAAUUGCCGUAAUAUUUGGAAAGAAAUGCUAUGGUGUACAAUGCUUUAGUCUGGGAGUACAUGAUUUAUUUAUUAGUUGUUAUGACGUUGGACAAUUAUUCAUUCACUGCGAGUACUAUUAGAUCGGUACAUUGUGUCUUUUGUCUUAUGAACCUCAACAUACAUUCUCCUUUAUGUUGGCUAUUAGAGCUUGACCUUUACAUAUCCAUGUUUUUUUUAAAGACCUUCGAGUUUUGAGCCCCCGGGAUGUUGUCUACAUAUGAUCACUUUGUUCUAGUUGAACAAUCGUCAUAAAAAUCUUACAUAGUGCUCAUACAGUCACCUUAUAAAGCAGGUCUAUUCGGAUACGGUUCACUCCUGUUUGUUUAAAAAUGCCAACAAUAUAUAUUUUGUUACAUUA